This is a messenger RNA of Solea senegalensis (Senegalese sole), 1568 nucleotides long. RefSeq names its product tyrosine-protein kinase HCK-like. Bases 285 to 797 code for a protein of 170 amino acids. Gene Ontology annotation, molecular function: protein binding. Lineage: Eukaryota; Metazoa; Chordata; Actinopteri; Pleuronectiformes; Soleidae. The transcript has 2 exons. The record is from RefSeq and is a predicted model, not a curated record.
AGUGCAGGUUUACGCGCAGUGGCACCGGUCAGAGACACACGUUCACCUGAUUAGAGCGGUGGCGCCUUAAUUAACUUGUCAGUCAGCAUAGGCGGGGUUCAAACGUGCUGUUACUUUGACUGUCAUCUGUUUUGUCGUGUAAGGAAGUUGCACUCGGUCCUUUGAAUCUGCAGCCGCACAAUUCAGCAGCAGUUUCUCUGGAGGACAUUCCGAGGAUUCCUACGCCCUCGAGUCUACCUGUCCGACACACAGACACUCUGUGCGGGUACCUUUCGUUGUUAUCUAUGGGUGAGUGUCUGCGCACGACCUGUCCGUGUCUGGAAACACUAUGGCAGAGGGUUUUCAGCGACAAAACGUCUCCAUCUGGACAAGGAGGAGGGGAGAAAGACAGCUCCACUGACCGCAAGGGAGUUGAGAGCGCACGGAGCCCCGGCACACCGGUGCCGCCGCAGGAGGAAGGUCCCGAGAGCGGCUCCAUCUACACAGCGCUGUGGUCGUUUGAGGGUCGCCACAAGGAUGAGCUGUCUUUCCAGGAUGGGGAUCUUUUCAAUGUCAUCAGCCGCAGCGGGGACUGGUGGACCGCGCGGAAGAUUGACAUGAACGGACGCGUCCUGGACACCGGGAAAGUGCCAUACAACUACCUGUCCAGGGCCGAAACCCUGAGAUCACAACCGACCAAAGACCUGAUGAGGAAACGAGUAGCGUGUGCACACCACACACAAACAACUACAUUCAGCACUUGUACUCUGUCUGAGGAAUGCUGUUUCCAAGUGCUUUGCAACAGCUUAAAGAUUUGACAGACACUUUGUUCUCCUUAGGUCAAAACCUGCUUCUGUACCUGAUGUAGAUCCUACGUGUUCUGUGUGGUGACACAGGCAUGUUGUGGGAUCAGAACCCUGAUAAUGACUCGACAACAACAACAAAUACAGAGCAAUUAUUACUAGAGUGGAUUUUGCUUUUCAAAAAUCACAUCUAAUGAUUAAACUCAGAACAAAGCACAACCUCAGCUGAGCAAAAGCUCUCUUUGUAUGUUCACGUAUGUAAUUACAAGCAGUCUGCUGCUUCUGCUUCCAUUAAUCCACUUCCCAUUGUCUCUAGAGCAUGUGCCAUUCACAAAGCCAAAUCUUCAUAUCAAAAGAGAGAUCACAGUAGGCUAUGCAUCACGCAGACACUCCCCACUUGUAAAUAACACGGAGUGCGAAAUGUCACCGGCUCUUUUCAUAAUAUCGCUUGUGGUGAUGAAACCUGGAUGUUAACACAACUGUUUUCGCCACUUCGAGUUUUGUAUCUUUCUGUUUAUAGCAUACAAGGAAGUGUGUUCAGUCAGUGUGGUUAUUUCCAAAUGUUUGCAGGUGUGCCAAUUAUUUAAAGUUUACUUUAUAAUUAACCGUCACAGUUCAAAGUAUACAGCCAUAUCUUUAAAUGCUCUUUGUUUGAGCCACAGAUUAAAAGUUCACUCCAUCACCACCUAAUAAAAUCCCAAGAGCCUGGAGCUGUGGCUGUUAAUUUGAGCUGAAACAUUAAUCAACAUUUUAUCAUAAUUGCAAUAUGGCCUACUGCAAUUUUCA